UUUUCAUUCUUAUUUAGUGCACAACAACACACAGCCACCAUUCCAUUAAAUUAAUCACAAGCCGGCUGCUAACUUAUUAUUUUUUUUCAAAAGUCAAUUUUGUAUGUUAUAUUGUCACUAAGAUACUAUAUUAAUACUUUGUUAUGAUUUUCUUAUGUUGGUGUUUAUUUCUGCAUUCAACUUUAAGGUAUAUUGUAUUCACACCUCUGAAUUAUUAUUGUCUUAAUCUGAUGAAUGACAAUACCUCUUCUGUUUUUUUAUGGUUUGUUUUUCUUCUUCUGACUUGUUCUGGUCAUAACAGAAUAACAGUGUUAUAGAAAAACCAUUAUGAGGUGUGGCUGCUUUGGAACAUUAUCUGUAAAGAAGGAAAAACGACCUUCUAAUUAUAUUUCUAGUGAGAUUGAAGGUUAUCCUUUAGAUAAUAUUAGGCAUUUUUCUGAUAAAGAGCUGAGAUUGGCAACUGAUAAUUUUCAUUUAAGCAAUAAGAUAGGAAGGGGAGGUUUUGGAACUGUUUAUCAGGGAACAUUAAAAGAUGGAAGAAAGAUAGCAGUGAAGCCUCUUUCUGUUGGAUCAAAGCAAGGAGUUCGUGAAUUUUUGACUGAAAUUAAAACUUUAUCAAAUGUUAAACAUUCAAACCUUGUUGAAUUGGUUGGAUUCUGCAUUCAAGGACCUAACCGUACAUUAGUUUAUGAGUAUGUGGAGAAUGGCAACCUUCAUACUGCAUUACUUGGCAAAAAGAGUUCAAACAUCAAACUAGAGUGGAGAAAAAGAUCUGCUAUUUGCAUCGGUACGGCUAAAGGUCUUGCAUAUCUUCAUGAAGAACUUACACAACAUAUUGUACACAGAGAUAUCAAAGCUAGUAAUGUACUACUUGACAAAGAUUUUAAUCCCAAAAUUGGUGAUUUUGGAAUGGCCAAAUUAUUUCCAGAUGAUAUCACUCAUAUCAGCACAAGAAUUGCCGGUACAACUGGUUACUUGGCACCAGAAUAUGCAUUAGGUGGCCAAUUAACUAAGAAGGCUGAUAUAUAUAGUUUUGGAGUACUUAUACUUGAAAUAAUUAGUGGCAAAAGCAGCUCAAGGACAAACUGGGAAGGGUCACAUAAAUUCCUCUUGGAAUGGGCAUGGCAACUUCAUGAAGAUGAGAAAUGGUUGGAGCUAGUAGAUCCAAAUAUGGAAGAAUAUCAUGAGAAAGAAGUAAUCAAGUACAUUAAAGUUGCUCUUUUCUGCACGCAAUCAACAGCAAGAAGAAGGCCAUUGAUGAGUCAAGUGGUCGAUAUGCUCACUAAAGAUAUUCAGCUCAAUGAGAAACAACUCACAGCACCAGGAUUGUUCAAUUAUGAUGUAGGAGAAUCCUCUCAAAAGAAAUCAAACUCUGAAUCUUUAAUUUGUCACACUAGUUCUACUCAGGCUAGUAUUACUCAGGUGAUAGCAAGGUGAUUGAUUCCUAUGUAUUCUUUGUGUGUAUUGCACAGUUACAAAAUGAAAGAAAAAAUAAUUAUUCUUUUUCUUAGAAAUUAAUAGAUUAGUCCAAGCACCAGGAUUUGACCUUUAUAUGUUGGACAAGUUAACCCAGCUCCAACACGAAUUUGCCGUGGUUUAACAUGACUUCUAGAUGCGGAGGCUAGACUAUAGAACCAAAAAAGUAAAAAAAAAUUAAUUACAAUGUAUACCUUUGUUUUCUUAAAUAAAUCUUUAUAUUAGAAUG
Molecule: messenger RNA, 1705 nt
Organism: Cicer arietinum (chickpea)
Lineage: Eukaryota; Viridiplantae; Streptophyta; Magnoliopsida; Fabales; Fabaceae
Product: cold-responsive protein kinase 1-like
Biological process (GO): protein phosphorylation
Molecular function (GO): ATP binding; protein kinase activity
Source: RefSeq, a predicted model, not a curated record